UCUUCUCCCCAUUGCUUGGCUUCAGGUCAGAUGGCAACAAUAGCUACAGUCAUUUUAGUGCUUGGUUUUAUCCUCACUCCUCUUCACGCUCAAACUCCACCGCCAAAUAAUGUUCCUAUAUCCUGGGUUCAAAAUGCUACUUCCAAAGGAGCAGUUUGCUUAGACGGUACUCCGUCUGCUUAUUAUUUUCAACAAGGCCAAGGGAAGGGAGCUAAUAAGUGGCUCAUCUUCUUACAAGGUGGAGGUUGGUGUGUGAAUCAAACCGACUGCCUAUCACGUGCUACUUAUGGCGGUAGUUCUGGUUCUACCAAGAACCUAAGACAAUCUAUGGAAUUUGGAGAUUUUCUCUCUAACAAUUCAACAUAUAAUCCAGAUUUUUACAAUUGGAACAGAAUUUAUGUUCCAUACUGUGAUGGAUCCUCGUUUACAGGCGAUGUCGAAGCACCCGACAAUCUGACUAAUGUCACAUACCGAGGUGCACGAAUAUUCAAAGCCACAAUGGAUGACCUUCUAUCUAGAGGCAUGAAUUUUGCCCAGAAUGCACUUCUUACUGGUUCUUCAGCUGGGGGACUGGCAACAAUGAUUCAUUGCGAUAGAUUUCGAGAACUUCUCCCAUUGUUUGCCAGAGUAAAAUGCCUCCCAUUUGCAGCCUAUUUUGUGCAUGAGAAAAAUCUACCGGGGAGCAGAUAUUUUGAGUUGGCAUUUGAUGGGCUGAUUAAUUUGCAUGGAUCAGCCGGAAUGCUACCUCCACUGUGCACUUCAAUAAUGAGCAAGCCGAGUCUGUGUUUGUUCCCCCAAUAUUUAUUGCAGUAUGUGACGACACCCGUCUUUAUAGCUAUGUCUUCAUUUGACCAAAUACAGAUAAAAUGGAAUUUGUUCCGUGAGGAUGAAGUGUGUUUGGUAGGUCAAAAUUGCACAAAUGAUCAAAAAGAGGCCAUACAAGAAUUGAGAUAUGAUCUGUUAGAUGCACUCCCCAAAGCUCUUCCCUCGUUGAGGGGGAUAUGGAUCAUGAGUUGUAUUGCUCAUGAGUUUCCUUACCAUUCCACACUUAAAGUCAUAGGGGAAAAGACAUUUGCGGACAUAUUCAGCGAUUGGUACUUUGAUUACACUUAUUUGCAAAUAAUUGAUGCCAAUACGGAUCCAAGAAUUUGCUCUACGUAUGGCAUAAUUCCAAAAAAACUGUGAGCUAAAUGGACUGCAAAACGAACAAGAAUAUCAAGCCUAGAAAAUCUGCCCACUAGUGUCUGCCUGGCUGUGGUUUAUUGUCAUGACAGUUGAAACUUUGUUUUAUUGUGAAAUGUGAAUUUUAGUAUGUAAUGGAUGCAAUCUAGCUACUCCCCAGAAAUGAAGUUGUUGUAGUCAAAAUAUGAUCAACAAACAGUUUGUUGCCUAAAUGGUUGGAGACAGUAUAUUUUAUGCAUAUUACAUAGUUUUAUAAUUAAA
Ipomoea nil (Japanese morning glory) is the source of this 1443-nucleotide messenger RNA. Its product is annotated as pectin acetylesterase 8-like. Gene Ontology annotation, biological process: cell wall organization. Gene Ontology annotation, cellular component: plant-type cell wall. The coding region runs from base 31 to 1185 and encodes 384 amino acids. Gene Ontology annotation, molecular function: pectin acetylesterase activity. The transcript is spliced from 13 exons. NCBI's taxonomy places the organism in Eukaryota, Viridiplantae, Streptophyta, Magnoliopsida, Solanales, Convolvulaceae. The record is from RefSeq and is a predicted model, not a curated record.